UUGGUACGCUUUUACACUGCACACCACUUGCACUAUUCUGACGGAUAAAUGAUAUCUGUAGCAAAAGGAAUCAUUCUCUAAAUCAAAUAUAAUUCGCUAUAAACACAAGCACCCCGGAGUAGGUCUGCUCUCCUCACCUAUAGGCUCUUCGCACUCUAUUUUAAUUCGCGCACACACAUACUCACGUUCAUAGGACCAGAGACUGAGCAGCGCUCACUCACUCUGUAGGGCUGUGCUAUCACUGCCAUAGACACCACUUCUACAGCAUCACUUACCGGCACUGCAGCUGUUGGCAGACGUGGACUUCUCCAUACAACUAUUGAGGGAAAGAGAUUUUUACCACCAAAUUUAUUUCAUAAACAAGACAUAUCGGGAACUACCGAGGACUCGUAAAGGUUCAUUUCGCAAGACAUUUUUAUUUAUACAGGAAGCUGAACAACAAAACCACUGACUUUGACUGCUAACUCUUGGAGAUUUUAAGACAUUUCGAUAAAUCAUCCGGACUAAUCCAUUCCCAAAAGAAGCGCCGAGCCGUUUCCUUGCGUCAAAGAUAUAACAACAUCGGUAAGGUUUUUUUUUAGGGUGACUUUCCUAACAUAAAGCCGUCGCCAUGGAUGAGUUGGACCUUCCCCAGAUGAAGAAGGAGGUGGAGAGUCUUAAGUACCAGCUGGCCUUCAAGAGAGAGAAGUCCUCAAAAACAGUCACUGACCUGGUGAAAUGGAUUGAGGACGGAGUGCCCGAUGACCCCUUCCUGAACCCCGAGCUGAUGAAGAACAACCCUUGGGUGGAAAAGGGCAAAUGUGUCAUCCUCUAGAAGACACGGGGAUUACCGUCCGUCCCCGUCCUCUCCGCCUCGAAUCCUGCACUGGGCAGAGGCAGAACGGCGCUCUUUCUAAUCCCGUCCUUCCCCCCAACUGUACCCCUGCCAGUCCCCUCCUCUCACUAUGAAUGUACAAGAGACAUCCCCAAUGAGGACCACUGCUAAUUUUACACUGAAACAUUAGCACCAUACAGUCACAUUUGCUUGUUUAAGGAAAAAAAAAUUGCCAUGCAUUACUGUUCUAAUCAUAAAUAUCUAUAUAUCUUUAUAUGCCGUAAAUGGAUUUUAUUCUCUAGCAUAUGAAUUCCUUUUUGGUGUUGUCGCUGCUGCUGCUUGCGCUUUUUUGAUAACACGUUCAAGCGUGCACUCACUGCCAGUAAUGGUCUGUUAGUCUGCUGGCUGCAUAAAACAAGGAGAGAAGGGGGGGGGGGGGUGGGAGGAAAAAUGCUACAGCAUCAAAAAACAGCUCUGCUCUAUUUAGAAUCACUGAAGGCAGAGUCAGUCUUGGAACACCUCCUCUCUCUUUUACUGUGGAGCCCCAAAUCAUUCCAGUAGGCCAGGUGCCCAUAUGCCGCUUUGCCAGAACUCCCCACACCCCCUCCCCCUACCUCUGAAGUAUGAUUUUCAAAGGUGGGGUGUCUGCACCUGCCAACCUACGCUCUGUAUUCUGUGCCGACCCUACAGGUAACUGUAUCCAGUACUUGGACCACAGGUACGGUUUUCAGCCAUCUUCCAUGGUACUCGAAUGGUGUGGUAUAGUAAAGGAAUUGACAUAUUGCACGUUUUUAUUCCCCUUGGAAUUCAGUAGUACAAUCCAGCACAACUAACACAUGGUAACUAACACAUGCUAGUUAACACAUGCUAGCGGAAAAACGACAGCAGAAAACACACAGCACACUCACUUGAGGAACACUUGUUUUUUUCUUUAGUUGUUGUUGUUGUUGUUUUCGUUCAAACAUGUACAGAUGGUAUCUUCUUAAUUUAUUAACUUAUUUAUGGUAAUUUAUUUAUUUAUGAGUUUUACAAACUACUAUCGAAUCUGUGGGUGCUGUUUGCUUGGGGAGCUGUAAUGGACUUGCUGUUUUUAUGCCCGCACCCUGCCUCCAUUGAUAAGAGAAAGAAAAAAAAAAAAACACAAAACACCUUGCCAGUUCACCAUCAAAUACUGCCUUGUACACAACCUCCUUAAAACAAGAAUGUAUGUGUGUCAUAAAGGGUUGGUCUGCCAUCCACCACCCGAAGCUUUGACUUGUGCGUGUAUGCAUGGAGCUUGAAGGUUGCAUACUGGCCUAGGCUUUGGUUCAGAUUUUUAACAGCACAAUCUGUCUACUGCCAAGGCUUUAAUGAAGAAAGGCAAGGAUGUUGGUUUAUCUGUUGUUUCUGAUUCUUUUUUGUUGGCUUGUUGUUUAUUUUAUUUUUUAUUUGUUUUUAUAUUCAACAUCUAGUAUAAAACUAUCUAUCUAGCAAUGUACUGAUUGUGGGAGUGCUUUGGAAUAUUAUGCAUACGAUCAACUACUAGUUUAAUGAUGAAGCAAUAAGCAAGGACGAUUUUUUUAUUGAAUGUUUUCCAAAAAACAUUUAUCCUAUUGAAUAAAGUAGAGGAUUUUUAGACA
Molecule: messenger RNA, 2433 nt
Organism: Clupea harengus (Atlantic herring)
Lineage: Eukaryota; Metazoa; Chordata; Actinopteri; Clupeiformes; Clupeidae
Gene: gng13b
Product: guanine nucleotide binding protein (G protein), gamma 13b
Exons: 3
Coding region: 611-814 (67 amino acids)
Biological process (GO): phospholipase C-activating G protein-coupled receptor signaling pathway; sensory perception of taste
Cellular component (GO): heterotrimeric G-protein complex
Molecular function (GO): G-protein beta-subunit binding
Source: RefSeq, a predicted model, not a curated record